AUCCGUUGCGAGUUUAAAAACGCACUCCAAGGGUGCGUUCUUAAAUUCGCAACAGAUGAUCUGGCGAUUUUCUAGCGGUAUUUUAAAUUGAAGUUAGCGGAUUAUUUUUUCAGGAGUUGGCAACACUGGUCGUGUUGAAGAAUUUUACAACAGUUGCAAAGCUCAAAAGCUGCUUUUUGUGCUGAACGCAGCCACUGUGUACAGUAUGGUACGGUGUGUACCAAGAACGCCAAGAAUAGUUGACAUAUCUUAUUAGUUACAGACAGAAUUGGGUUUACCGCGAUUUAUUUAUCGAAACAAAGCGGGAAAAUGCAUAGAAGGAUAUGGUACACAGAUUCUAAUUAAAUAAUUUUUUUACAAAUGAAACGCAGCACCUGGUAAACAAUGCAGAUUGAAUUUGUAUGAUGUAAAGGAAACGGUAAGGGGAGCGGCACAAACAAAAAAACUGCAUUAGACAGGACACACAUGACAAAAAUAAUAAUGAACAAGGAAAUGCCGUUGAGUGUGGAAUGGAUGCCACAAAAUGCAUAUGUGCACAGUGCUCUGGAUCACUUGCUACCGGGAGAUAGAAGUCAGGACUACUUGAUCAUAAAACAGGAAGCAGAAUUCUUCCAAAACACUCUUAAUUUGCAAUCUGCGCAAAAUAAAGUUGUGCCUUUGCAAGUCUCAUCUAAAGAGAAGGACAAGGAAAUUGAGCAACAGAACAGCUGUUUGGAUACAACACCCAGUCAAACGAAUUCCUUAGAUUUCCUACCUAGAAGAUCGUUUGACGUUUCAGAGAAAUUAUACAAUAAAGGUCGCAUCGACAUAAUAGAGAUGAUGAUAGACUCGAUGUUCAAUUAUAAAUACCUUUUUGUUUACGAAGAUCUAUUUUCCAAGUUUGUUGUGCUAAAGGCUCUCCAUAGCAAUUCAGCCAAGGAAGUCGCGACAAAUCUGUUAGACGUAUUGGGGAUCAUAGGAGCGCCGCGAGUGCUACAGAGCGGCAAUGGGCGUAAGUUCACUGAACAAGUUGUGUACGAGCUACGCUCGUUGUGGAACAAUUUAUUCAUACUGCACGGGGAUGUGUCUAAGUGCGAAGUUAGUGGCUACAGGGAUUUUAAGAGCUCGCUUGAAUCCUGGGUGAGAGAGAAUCCGACUAGGGCCUGGUGUGAAGGGUUAAACUUUGUACAGAUUGCUCAUAAUUCGACAUAUUGCUGUUGGAACGGCAAAGUUCCGUAUGAUAUACUAUUCAGACGAAACGCACGUGAGAUUUUUCAAAGUGUAGAAAAAGACAGAGAGAUUUUAAAGACGGAAGAAGAAUGGCUUGAGCAUUUGUCGAGUAAGAAAGACGAAGAUGCAGCUGCAACGACGAAAGAUAUACAAAAUACAUCGAACAAUAUUAAUCAAUGUGAGGAAAGCGAAAAUGUACGAAAUACACAGAGUCAAGACGCACUUUCGUCGAAGGCCGAUGAUGUAAAUAUCUUUAGUUACGUCAAUGUGAGGCAUGAACUUCCGGUGAAUAACGGCAUCCGCGAAACAGAUUUAAUGGAAUUUACAGAUGAAACAGACGCUAAAAACGAACCAAAGAUCAACGAAAAUGCUCAAUCUCUCAAAUGCAAGUACUGCCAAAAGCAAUAUAUUAAGAUAGGAUUUUUGAAGAACCACGUGAGAACUCGACACAAUACAAAACAGGUUCCCCAUUGUAAGCUAUGCAAUAAAACAUUUAGCGUUCCGAGAUUAUACGCAAAGCACAUGAAGCAAUCGCACGGACAGGAUAAAUCAACCAAUAUGGAGAAAGAGAUACCAGUCAGUAGAAAUACAAGAAACAACGCCAACGUUCCAUCUAACAAAAAAAAGUCUGUGAUUCAAAUGACGCAUGAGACUUCGGAUCCCGAGACGACGAACGAGGAUUGCGAUUUAUCGCUGGACAUGACGAAAGAAUCUAACAAGAGCAACAAGAGACAAAUUGGUAGACGAAAGCUGUUGACAGAGAAUCGCAUAUCGAAGUUGCAAUCCUUACAGUGCGCGUAUUGCAAGCAAAAAUUCAGCUUCCCGAGUGUACUGGAAAGACACAUGCGUUCGCACACGAACGAACGACCGUACGUUUGCGAGGUGUGCAACAAGAGCUUCAAGCAGUUAGGCCACCUCAGUCAGCACUCGCUGACCCAUCGCAAUUAUCGUUCGUUCCAGUGUACGGUGUGCGGCAUGAAGUUCAACUCCCUAGACUCGUUGAAGCAACAUACUUCGAACUCGCACAAAGAUGAUGCGACGAUGACAUCGACGUCGUCCAAGAUCCGUGACGUCUACCGUUUGUUCGAGUGCGACAGCUGCAAGAAGGUAUUCACGACGAAGAGCGUACUGGAACGGCACAUAUUCACGCACACGCAGGAACGUCAGUACGACUGUAAGGUGUGCGGCAAGCGGUUCAAGCAGGCCGGUCACGUGAAGUCGCACAUGCUGGUGCACACGGGCGAGCGUCGCUUCCAAUGCACCGUGUGCUUGAAACGCUUCAGUCUGUCCAAUUCGUUGAAGAAGCACAUGUACGUGCACAAUGGCGAGAAGCCGUACCAGUGCGACGUAUGCGGCGCGCGUUUCCUUGAGAAGCGCAAUCUAAACGGUCACCUGUUGACACAUACUAAUGAGCGUCCGUACUGCUGUAAGAUUUGCGGCAAACGAUACACCCUAGCGGAUACUCUGCGCCGUCAUGUUAGUGCCGCGCACGAGGAUGGCCGUACGUAUCAGUGUGAAAUCUGCGCCAAAAUGUUCAAGCAACUAGCGCAUCUGUCGGUGCACAAGAAGGUGCACAACGACGAACGACCGUUUCAGUGUCACCUAUGCGAGAAGAACUUCAAGCACAAGAAUGUGCUCAAGUCGCAUCUUGCGAUCCACGCGAACGUACGACCGUUCGAGUGCGAUGUGUGCAAAGCGACGUUCGUCAGGAAGACGAAUCUGCAAACGCACAUCUCAUCCGCACACAUGAACGAGCGCCCCUAUACCUGCACCAUUUGCGGCAAGCGCUUCAAGCAGAUUAGCCAUCUCAACGGCCACGUGGUCGUACACAGCAAUCUGAUGCCCUAUAAGUGCGAUUACUGUGAUCGCCGAUGCAAUCGGCUCGACAAUCUGAAGAAACAUAUGCGCCUUCACACGAAGAAUAAGGAGUGUGAAAGUACUUUGGCGAAUUAAUAUCUUGUCCCGAAUGGAAUACUAGAGUUAACAGAAAAUUGCUAAUUGUAGUAAUCGACACGAAUGAGACAUUACUGCACCAGAUUCUUUUAAUUCUGUGGAAUGUAGUUACUCAUAUUUUCUUACAUUAUUCUGAGUGAAAAUUUAUCCACAUAAUUAAGAAUUUUUACAUUUUUUUUACAUCAAUGUCCAAUACUUUGCUGACUUUGGAUGCGUUCGGAGAGACGCUAUUAGUGUUAUCAGCAUCAGUCUUCCUUGUUCUACUUUUAAUGAGUAAUGAAGAUAGACUGAUGCUGGUAGAGCUAAUAACGUCUCCUCGAACGCAUCCUUUAUAGAUUUAUGUUAGAAUAGCUGAACUAUUUUAAUAUAAAAGGUCUUAUUAAAAUGUUAUUUUCAGUUAUUAAAAUUUUAAUAACAAAAAAUACAAAACUAAACGUGAAUUAGAUAACUUGAGUGAAAAUUUAUUCACAUUAAUCUGGGGUAACAUAAUUAGAUCUUCUGAAUGAAUGUUGUUUACAGACAAUAUACAAUAUGAUAUGAAACAUUGUCAGGUAUAUAUAUUGUUUUAAGUUAUGUUAAAUUGCUAGUUUGAUAUAAAUUUCUGACAAAAAGAUAUGCAAAAGAUAUACAAUAGAAAUCUCGGAAGAUACAAUUGAAGAUACAAAGAAUAUUAUUAUAGAUAAAUCAAAAUAUUGUACAUAGUAUUUUGUUAUUAUCAUUCGUCUUUGCUUCUAGUUUGAGUUCUUUACAAGAGAGUUUGAAUUCUUUAUGAGAUAUUAUGAGAGAUAUUUAUAACUUAUAUUUUAAUAUCAUUUCAAUUAUAUUUAUAUUUAUUAUUCCAAUUUUCUGUGCAUUAUAUAGCAUAAGUACUUUAAUUAUAAUGUUUUUUAGGCAUUUUUUAUAUGUAAUGUAUUACGCAAUAUGUAAGUGUAAAAAUUUUUUUGUAUUUACAUAAUAAUGAUUGUUUGAUUCAUAGCUAUAAGAUUUUAAAGCGAUAUAUAAACUUUUAAAUUUUAUACUUCCAUAAAAUAUUUCUGAUCAAAAUGUCGGUGUAUACAUAUUCUACAUGUGAUUGUUUACUUUAUGAGAUAGACUGUUUUUUAUAUAUUGUAUGUACUUAAAGCAAACAGAUACAUAUUUGAUAGAAUCAUUAAUUAUAUAAGUUUUUCUUAAAAAAUAAGUCUUGCAUUAUCAUUUUUUUAAGGGUAUUUAGUAUGCCCUCAACCUACUCAGUGUAUUUUGACUAUUUGGACACCCCUUGCAUUAUAAUCAUCCAUGAUUAGGUUAAGAAAACAUUUGUGUGUAAAAAAACUUUUAAAUUAAUAUUUUACCACAAUAUAUAUAUUAUAUAUAUAUAUAUGUGAAUAUUUAUCAUGCUCAAAUAAAUAAGUUAAAAAUA
Molecule: messenger RNA, 4561 nt
Organism: Monomorium pharaonis (pharaoh ant)
Lineage: Eukaryota; Metazoa; Arthropoda; Insecta; Hymenoptera; Formicidae
Product: zinc finger protein 85
Exons: 4
Coding region: 466-3162 (898 amino acids)
Biological process (GO): regulation of transcription by RNA polymerase II; DNA integration
Cellular component (GO): nucleus
Molecular function (GO): DNA-binding transcription factor activity, RNA polymerase II-specific; RNA polymerase II transcription regulatory region sequence-specific DNA binding
Source: RefSeq, a predicted model, not a curated record